AUGAACAGUUCAGACAUAGAUUUAGAAAGUGUUCGACAGGACUAUAGGGCCUCUUUGGCAGACCUCACUUGGAACUCCAAGCCGAUGAUCACUCACUUGACUAUUAUAGCGCAAGAGAACAUAAAAGCUGCAAAUGCCAUAGUACAAGCUAUAGAAGACCGAAUACGGAACGCGGCUCCCGAGCUCAAACUACCAGUUCUCUACCUCCUAGACUCGAUAAGCAAAAACGUUGGAGGGAUAUAUAUCCAAAUAUUCUCACAUAAUUUAGCUCGUACAUUUCUUGAUGCUUACAAUGUAGUCGAUCAAGCCACAAAACAAAAAUUAGAGAAGGUUCUAUCUACUUGGAAACAAGGACUUAAUGGAAACCCAGUGUUUCCACAGGAGAUUACAUCUUUGAUAGAGCGAUCUUUAUCGAGGCAACAUCCAAGGACAAUUGAUAGUGGAAGGUCUGGUAUACAUAUCAAUCCCAACUUUUUGGCUGGCAGAAACCAAAAUACGCUGCCGCCAUAUCAACCACCACAACAGCAACCACCACCGCAGCAACCACCUCAAGCGCAGCCGCAACAACCGCAGCCAUCACAGCAGCAGCAACAACAACCACCACAACAACCACAGCAACCGCAACCGCAACAACCGCAACCUCAACCAUUAUCCACACCACAACAAACAACACAGGUACCAAAUGCUCAACAGCCAUCAGUUCCGCCGACGCAUUUUGCCCUUCCUUCAUAUUCCAAACCACCCAGUCGACAAGGAUAUUUCCCUACCCAACAGUUUCCAACAACAACAACAGGUCCGCAGCGAGUCCCACAGAGUCAGGUAUUUGUUCCUUCUGGUGAUCAAUCACAGUUGAUUCAGGAGUAUAGAGCAUUACUUGUCCAGAGGCAGCAAUAUGCCUUGAUGAACCCAGGAAACCCGGGAGAUAUUAAUAAUAACAAUAGUCAGAUCUCUGCUUUGCAGCAGAUCAUUGACAUAAUGCAAAAAACGCCACUCACACCAGACCAAAUAGCAACUCUUCGUUCCCAGAUCUCCAGUACAUACCCUAAUUCAGCCCCAACCGCACCAUCGCCAUCGCCUCUUGUUUCUGCAUCUUUCAAUAAACAAACAAUGUCAACUCUUACAACUCUUUCAAAUGCAUCUGAUCUUGCCGCCUUGAUUGCUGGCCAAAGGGCAGCGUUUGGCGUACAGCCGGCAUUUACUGGAAGCAUUUCGGGUAUCCCGAAUAUUGCUGCAAACAUUGCGAACAUUGCAAACAUUGCUAAUUUAGCUAAUGUCGCUAGACCCGUCCAAAUGCAACCUGCGCCGCCGCAAGUGCCACCUCCCCAGAUGCAGCCCACUAUGCCCUUACAACCUCUUGGUGGUGUCACUGAUCCGACAACUCUGAUCAGAAAUCUAAUGGAACAUGGCUUAUUGAACCCGAAUGGGACGUUAAAUACUAACAAUUUGCUAACACCUGGAGUUACCACGUUGAGAUUGACUUCAGAGACUUCUAGCCGUAGAAAUGGAAGCGGAACGCAGAUCACGGACGUACAGAUUCUUCAUGUUGAUCAGUUGGGGAAGAUUGAGUUGACGAGCGCUGAGCUUCAGAGACGUCGAGAAGGAGCAAUGUCGAUACUUUAUGAUGCGUAUCCUUCACAAUGUAAGCAAUGUGGGUUUAGGUAUGCAAAAACCGAGGAAGGUAAGGCAAAAAUGGAUGCUCAUCUGGAUCGACACUUUCGACAAAAUCGUCGAAUGAAGGAGAAAGCCAAGAAAGCGCAGACGCGUGCUUGGUUUGUCAGUAAAGAGGAUUGGAUCCACGUACGAGAAGAUGACACUAGUGCAUCGUCUGCAACAAACCCUGCCCAUAGCACGACAUCCACGAAAUCUUCCAGCGCUGCGACGAACGCAAAAGAUACCAUCGCCGAGUCGACCGUUGUUGCUCCGAUUGAUAAAAUCAACAAACCCUGUCCGAUUUGCCAGGAAAAGUUUAAGAGUUUCUAUUCCGAUGCUGAGGAAGAGUGGUUGUUAAAGAAUGCUGUGCUGGUAGAUGGCGUUAUCUAUCAUGCUACUUGUCAUGCCGAUGUUACCAAGAGUCAACAGCUGUCACGUGAGAGUAGUAGUAUAGGAUCGUUGUUGAAAGAGCCGACGACAUAUAGGAAACGGAAAGCUGAUAUGGAUGGCAUUCUCGACAACCAAAUGGAGUUGAAGCGUCAUAUAGUACCGGACUUGGAAGGGAAAGCGCAAGCACUUACAGCACAGCCAUCCGCGACAUGA
Paraglomus occultum is the source of this 2253-nucleotide messenger RNA. NCBI's taxonomy places the organism in Eukaryota, Fungi, Glomeromycota, Glomeromycetes, Paraglomerales, Paraglomeraceae. The record is from the annotation of a GenBank genome assembly.